Molecule: messenger RNA, 525 nt
Organism: Teleopsis dalmanni
Lineage: Eukaryota; Metazoa; Arthropoda; Insecta; Diptera; Diopsidae
Product: adult-specific cuticular protein ACP-20-like
Exons: 2
Coding region: 85-390 (101 amino acids)
Source: RefSeq, a predicted model, not a curated record
CUCCAGACGCAGUUGCAGAAAGCGUCAGUUCAAGUUUAAACAUUAAACAGUAGAAAAACAAAAAAAAAAAACCAAAAAAUCAAAAUGAAAUUCGCAAUUGUUAUCGUUGUUCUUGCUUUGGCUUACACCGCGCACGCUUCAGUGAUUGGCAGUCCCUUGGCUCUCGGCGUACAUACAGCUGCUGUUGCUCCAAUUGCUGCUGCCAUUCCUGCUGCCGUCCCAAUUGCUGCUGGCCCAGCUUUGUUAGCAAAGGGUGCUGUGGUAGGUGCACCAGCUAUCGGUCUUGGCGGUAUUGGCCUUGGUGGUAUUGGUCUUGGCGGUCUUGGUCUUGGUCUUGGACUCGGUGGUCAUGGUCUCGGUCUCGGUCUUGGUGGUCAUGGACUCCUCUGAAUGUCCACUUAAUAUGUUAAUGUUAUAAUGUAGCGUAAGAUAAUCCUGCACAUUGGCUGCCGACACUAUCUACUGUUAAUAUAGACAAAAAAAAUGGACAAAAGCGAUUUUGUUUAAAAAAAAUUAAAAAAAAAA